Messenger RNA from Ramularia collo-cygni, 1710 nucleotides. Its product is annotated as related to monocarboxylate transporter. Lineage: Eukaryota; Fungi; Ascomycota; Dothideomycetes; Mycosphaerellales; Mycosphaerellaceae. Gene Ontology annotation, cellular component: fungal-type vacuole membrane. The record is from RefSeq and is a predicted model, not a curated record. Gene Ontology annotation, biological process: transmembrane transport. Gene Ontology annotation, molecular function: transmembrane transporter activity. Bases 1 to 1710 code for a protein of 569 amino acids. The transcript is spliced from 3 exons.
AUGUCGGGUGGAAGUUUUCAUUUCCAGUUGCGCGACUCGCCCUUGCAUUCGCGUGAUGCCUCUGCCAGUUCCAAUUUCAAUCAUGCUCCUAACCACGGCUCCUUUAACAGGCCAUACCAAGCCUCGGAGUUUGCAGACUCCACAAGGCGAUUGGUCCCGCCAGGUGCUGCUCACGAGAGAUACGAUGACCCCACAUGGCAUCACGCAAGCUCCCCAACAAACGCAGCAUUCGCUCCUUCCUCGCCCACCAGGCAGGCUUUCUUGAACAGCCCUCCGGAGUCCCCUCGCUUCCCUAGACCGGACUCGCCGGGCUAUCAUCCGGGCUACUCGAGUCCUUAUCAACACAGAUGGCCCACGGGAUCGAAUCUCGCUUUACCAGCGAACGCUGCCCAUUAUCCGGAGAGUCGAUCUUCAAUGGCCACGGGCUACAAAGAAGAGUCCAAGGCUUCCUAUAGUCCUCCCGUUGWGGUUCGGCCGAUGGGAGGUCUUCCGCAAGGUCCUCCUGGUGGUCCUCCUCCAGAUGGCGGUCGCACUGCUUGGUUACAGGUUUUGGGAGGCUACUUCCUAUUCUUCAACACAUGGGGUCUGAUCAAUGCUUUUGGUGUCUUCCAAACAUACUACAAGACAUCUCUCCUCCCUACAUACACCAACUCCACAAUCGCGUGGAUCGGGACUCUGACCUCUUUCCUUCUCUGUGCCUCGCCAAUAACAUGGGGUCCCAUCUUCGACACUGGUUCUCCGCGGCUUCUGGUCCUCUUCGGGUCCUUCAGCGUUGUCUUUGGGAUCAUGAUGACUAGUCUGUGCACCGAGUACUGGCAAAUCAUGCUCGCGCAAGGAAUCUGUUGUGGAGUCGGCGGUGGCUGCCUCUUCAUCACGGCGACUUCCAUUCUCCCAUCCUACUUCUCCACGAAGCGUGCCUUGGUCAUGGGAAUCACCGCAUCUGGGUCGUCUCUCGGCGGGGUCGUUUACCCAAUCAUCUUCACCUACGUCCAGCCUCAACUUGGGUUCGGCUGGGCGGUGCGUAUAAUCGGAUUCAUCGCCAUCGCCACCCUCGCCAUUCCCUGUGUGGUCAUCAAACCCCGCAUGCGACCUGCAGGAAGGAGAAAGGUUUUCGAUACCUCCAUUCUCAAAGAACUUCCCUUCUCCCUAAUGAACGUCGCUACCUUCUUUGGCUUUGUGGGACAAUACAUUCCCUACUUCUUCAUUGAGCAAUUCGCAGAACAACAUGACCUCAAACUUAACUUCUGGAUGCUAAUAUUCCUUAACAUUGGCUCCAUCCCCGGCCGGAUCAUCCCCUCCCUUAUCGCAGACCGCUUCUACCACCCCUUGAAAGUCCUAACAGCAACUACAGCUGGCGCCACAAUCCUCGCCUUCUGCUGGAUCGCGAUCAAAUCAAGCACAGCAGGUCUUAUAGUCUGGUGUUUCCUGUAUGGAUUCUGUUCUGGAGCUUUUGUAUCACUCCAGGGCGCUGCGGUAGCGAGCAUGACGACAAAUAUGAGUACUAUCGGGACGAGAUUUGGGAUCAACAUGUUUGCUGGUGCUUUGGGAAUCUUGAUUGGAAGUCCAGUUGGCGGAGCGAUCUUUCCGGAGAGUUGGCCUGGCGCGCAGAUAUUUUGUGGCGGGACGUUGGCGCUUGCUACAGCUGCCGUGGUCGCUACUGACAUUGCUUAUACAAGGAGUUUGAGGAACAGGGUUGGUGGGAAGGUGUGA